AUGAUGUAUCGUCUUGCGUGCUGGAGGUGUAAACCCGACUAUUCAGGACUCCCUACUGUCGGUGGUAGUUCAAUUCAUCGUCUAGACGCGGGUCGAUCCACUCCAGAGUCUCUCAGCACCGUCGAAGUUGCUUCCUGUCUCUCGCUUUGGGGAUUCUUUUCUUUUUUUUCAUUUAAUCUCUUCCUUUCUUUCCCCCCGCUCAAAGAGUCCGCCCCCCCUUUUUUUGGACCCACGCCAGUUUCCCUAGGGAAUUUUAUUCACGUCCUCAUCCUAUCGUCCUACGCACACUCUCCGCCAUUUCAGAUUGAAGCCAUGUCUUCGCCAGUUGCGAACGGUUCCCCCGUCGCGUCCCGCGACACUCCCUCUCCAGUCGGCAAGGAAGCUGCUCUUGUUGAGCGCACCAACCCCAUGGGCUCCGGUAACGCCCAGACAGUCAGCUCCCGCGAUCCCAAGGCUGUCGCCCAAGCCGCCAACGAUAUGAAGAACGUCGUUCGCCGCAAGUUGACCGGCUACGUCGGUUUCGCCAAUUUGCCCAACCAGUGGCACCGCAAGAGUGUUCGCAAGGGGUUCAAUUUUAACGUCAUGGUCGUCGGUGAAUCGGGCCUCGGAAAGUCUACUCUCGUCAACACCCUGUUCAACACCUCUCUCUAUCCUCCCAAGGAGCGCCCUGGCCCCAAUGCCGAUAUCAUCCCCAAGACCGUCUCGAUCCAGUCGACCAGCGCUGAUAUCGAGGAGAAUGGUGUCCGUCUGCGUCUGAGCGUUAUUGACACCCCCGGUUUCGGUGAUUUUGUGAACAACGACGAUUCGUGGCGCCCCAUCGUUGAGAACAUCGAGCAGCGUUUCGAUACCUACCUGGAGGCCGAAAAUAAGGUUAACCGCAGCAACAUCGUCGACAACCGAAUCCACGCCUGCGUUUACUUUAUUCAGCCUACCGGUCACUCCCUCAAGCCCCUGGAUAUUGAGGUGAUGCGCCGCCUGCACACCAAGGUCAACCUGAUUCCAGUCAUUGCCAAGGCGGAUACCUUGACCGACGAUGAGGUCGCCCUGUUCAAGCAGAGAAUUCUUGCCGAUAUCCAGCACCACUCUAUUCAGAUCUUUGAGGGUCCCCGCUACGAACUCGACGACGAAGAGACCAUUGCCGAGAACCAGGAGAUCAUGUCCAAGGUGCCAUUCGCUGUCGUGGGUGCCAACUCCGAAGUGACUGCCUCGGAUGGACGCCGUGUCCGUGGCCGUAGCUACCCCUGGGGUGUCAUUGAGGUUGAUAAUGAGGAGCACUGUGACUUUGUCAAGCUGCGCCAGAUGUUGAUCCGUACCCACAUGGAGGAGCUCAAGGAGCACACCAACAACUUCCUCUACGAGAACUACCGCUCGGACAAGCUUACCCAGAUGGGUGUCGCCCAGGACCCCAGCGUGUUCAAGGAGGUCAACCCCGCGGUCAAACAGGAGGAGGAGCGUACCUUGCACGAGCAGAAGCUUGCGAAGAUGGAGACCGAAAUGAAGAUGGUCUUCCAACAGAAGGUCUCCGAGAAGGAAAGCAAGCUGAAACAGAGCGAAGACGAGCUUUACGCCCGCCACCGCGAGAUGAAGGAGCAAUUAGACCGACAACGCCAGGAAUUAGAGGAGAAGAAGGCACGCCUCGAAAGUGGCCGUCCCAUCGAAAAAGAGGGCAGGCGGAAGGGUUUCUCCCUUCGUUAA
Messenger RNA from Penicillium oxalicum, 1695 nucleotides. RefSeq names its product septin AspB (gene aspB). Gene Ontology annotation, biological process: cytoskeleton-dependent cytokinesis. Gene Ontology annotation, molecular function: molecular adaptor activity; GTPase activity; GTP binding. The record is from RefSeq and is a predicted model, not a curated record. The transcript has 6 exons. Gene Ontology annotation, cellular component: microtubule cytoskeleton; cell division site; septin complex. Bases 1 to 1695 code for a protein of 564 amino acids. NCBI's taxonomy places the organism in Eukaryota, Fungi, Ascomycota, Eurotiomycetes, Eurotiales, Aspergillaceae.